AUGACACCAUCCCAGAGAAAUGUGGAUGAUGGGAUCAUCGUUCAAAUCGAUGAGAGGGACGCGCGUUCACGCGGCCUUGCCUCACGCAAGCGAGCUCGAUUCGAAUUUUCGCCGGAGAUAGACCAGAACACUCGAAGCGGUGGGAGAAGAGAUGGUCCGGCUCAGCCACCUGAGGCCGAGAGUCAUAGCCGAGGGGGCACUGUGAUCUUACAGGAUGCGGACAAGAGGGCGUACCUGGAUGCGGAGACCUAUGCUCCGACCAAGUUUGGUGACUUUGCCACUUUCAUGCGCAACAAGAGAGCCAAGGUGAGCAUGCACUCGGCAUCUUCUGACCCGCAAACGCCUGCAUCGCAGAGGUUCAUCUGAUCAACAUCCUCGCUGCUUCUGUCGCUCAGCUGAAAGUGCAAGAAUGUGACGAGGCUGCCAACGGAAAUGAUGAAGCUGGUUCUCGCAUCUUUGAGAAGACGAACAUCUACAUCAAUGGUCACACCACGCCGCCAUAUACCGAGCUUCGUCGACUUCUGCUAUUGCACGGUGGCUCGCACAUGGCAUAUCUGGACACCAAAACGCCUUGCACCCACAUCAUCGCCUCUUCCUUGACACCCAAGAAGCGCGUCGAGUUCAAAGACUAUCGCGUCGUCCUGCCCGCAUGGGUGACGGACAGCAUCAAAGCUGGUCGUCUGCUAGACUGGCGAAAAUAUCGAUGCGGAGCAGAUGCCUCCGGUGCCAUGCAUCCCGGCUCAAUCUCUGCAGGCCGAGCAAAUGCACCGGCCAGACCUUCUGCAAUGGGUGAUCUUGCUGGUCGAAAAGAUUGGAGAAGCUUUGGCGCCUCUCAGGCGGCGUCACAGACCGUCGAUGGUGCAGGGUCUGUCGAUGUGCAGCCGUCAGGCUCUUUGUAUGACUCGAGUCAAGCUGGAGGUGUGGUACCUCCUUCUACAACGCCUUGGGGGCGCGAGAGCGCCCAAAGACGAUUGACCUCGUGGCACGCGGGAGCCCGGCACGAGGACGAGAGCAGUCAGGUGAGGGCAAAAGAGCCCGAGAAGGCUGGUCAGACCGAGAUUGCAGCAGCAGUCUCGCAAAGGAGUCUAAUCGAGUCAUCAAGGUCUCCUGCAGGAGCAGACAGACAAGGCUCUCCGCCAGUCACUCCGACGAAGCCGCGCAUUGAGUCCAGUGGCGACCAAGUGUCUCCGCGGACUUGGCUGGCAAACUUAGAGACGCCUGAAAAGCCGAAAACACCGGGAAACUCUGUGCAGCUCGAUGAUGAGGCACCGACACCUUGUCUCACUGCCGAGCUGGAUGCAGAGGAGCCUCUCUUGUCCACUAAAGCUGAAGGUCUUGGUACCUCCGAGUCAGCGCGAAAACCAGUCGCUAGAGCGAUCCGCCCAUCGACGCCACCUGCGUUCCAUGGAUACUCUUCUAGGCCCUCUCAUCUUUCCGCUGCUCGUUUGCUGGCGUCUCCGUCGUGGAGAGAGAAGCACACGGCGACAAGUGACUCUUUUCUCGCCGGCUACUUCGACAAGAGCAGGUUGCAUCAUUUGAGCACGUGGAAAGCUGAGCUGCAGGACAUGGUGGCUCAGGCAAUGAAGGAGUCUGGAAGAGGAGUGGAGGGCAGCAAAGAUCUGCCGAGUGGAGUCAAGCGCGUCAUCAUGCACGUUGACUUCGACUCUUUCUUCGUCAGUGUCGGGUUGAGGAAUCGACCAGAACUGCGCGACAAGCCAAUUGCAGUGUGCCACGGUGCAGGGGAAGGUGGCGAUAUUGCUUCGAGCACUUCCGAAAUAGCUUCCUGCAAUUACGUGGCCCGCAAGUACGGCGUGCGAAACGGCAUGAGCUUGGGUCAGGCGCGUAAGCGCUGCGCAGAGAUCGCUACUAUUCCCUACGACUUCGAGGCCUACAUGGAAAUCUCGAUCCACCUCUACUCGAUCCUUCUCGCUCACGCUGAUGUUGUCGAGUCUGUCAGCAUCGAUGAGGCUUUGCUAGACGUUAGUCUGCUUCUCGAUAGCAUGCGCAAGGAGCACGCAAAAGACGCCCCCGAUUGCGAUGCUGGUGACUGGCGCACGCUUUUGGCCGCAUAUAAAGGGCAUACUAGCACUCAAGGAGAAGCUUGGUCAGAAGAAAAACAGCUAGCAGAGGCAUUCAGGGACGAGGUUCGGCGUCGUACGGCGUGUGAGGUCAGCAUCGGGAUCGGCGCCAACGUCUUGCAGGCGCGACUUGCGACCCGCAAAGCGAAACCUGGUGGUUCCUAUCAUCUACAGGCCUCUGGGGUCUUGCAAUUCACAGCAGGACUCGAUGUCGACGAUCUGCACGGCGUCGGCUGGAGUCUACGGGCAAGGCUCAAGGACCUUUUCGGCACCGCAAGAGUUGGCGAGCUGCGAUCGCUGGUAAAGCAGAAUCGCCUCAUGGCCGAGCUUGGACCCAAGAUGGGCCGCGUAGUGUGGGACAAGAUGCACGGACGUGAUCGAGACAGACUAGAAGGCUAUCGUCAGCGCCAAAGCUUGGGAGCUACAGUCAACUAUGCUAUUCGUUUCAAGAGCAUGCAAGAGUCUGAGGACUUCAUACGCCGCCUGUCGGAAGAGGUAUCUCAACGUCUCAGAAAAGCCAAGCUCCGUGGGCGUCAGUUGUCUGUCACGGUGAUGGUCCGUGCUCCAACAGCACCAGUGGAGGCCCCGAAGUUCAUGGGCCAUGGUAUCUGCGACACGUUCAACAAAAGCACCCCAGUGUCGGGCUCAGCGGCUAUCGACGAUGCUGACUCCAUCUUCAGAUUGGCAUGGCCAAUGAUCAGCAAGGUUGCGCCCGACGCAACACAACAACGUGGUCUAGGCAUCAGUUUGCACAAACUUGAGCCGAGCGAUGGCAGUGUCCUUCCGCUACCCAGGUCGGCGCCCGGCCAGCAGCUGCUUAGCUUUGGAAAGCGUGCGCAGCAGCCUUCUGCACAGAUCGCGUCUCGCAGCCCACAAUGUCGCAAUUCGCGCGCAGAGCCGUCCUCAGAAAGCGAAGACGACGAGGACGCCCAGCAACACGCCACAAUGCUCCACGCCGGGCCGGUGGGUAGGGCAGCGCGAUCGCCGAGUCCUCGUGCACGCCGCAUUAAGCCUUCAGGACAGAUCCGGGACUCGAGGGACAGUGGCCUCGUUGUCUCGGACGAUGAUGUCGCACACAAAGACGGGCGUCAAGUCCCUGACCAGGCUGAUGUCAGGAUGCCAGUAGGAACCCAAUUCGCAAUUCCUCCUUUGUCGCAGAUAGAUCAAGAAGUAGUGGCUGCUUUGCCGACGCAGAUUCGCAGUCAAGUCAUAGAUAGUCUGGCCCGGUCUAGUGAGGGUCACGCAAGCACUUCUCGAGAGCUCCAAAGAAGACCAGCGGAGCCAAUUGCAGCACGACGAGCAAAUUCUGCUGAACCGAGUCCUAGCUCUCAACGGGGUGCCGAGGCCAUCGAAACUGUCGAAACUGUCGAAAGCCCACGGCGAGGGCUAUUGCCACUCGAUUCUCCUGCUCGAGCUUCUUCCACGACCCCAAGCAAGAGGCACAAACAGAGGGGCAUACAAAGCGCAUUCAAAAUCGCGCACGCUAUCAGCAUGCCUAGCUUCUCGCAGCUCGAUCCGAGCGUACUGGAAGCCUUGCCAGAGGAGCUGCGCACCGAAGUGUUGCGUGAAGCCGGGAUAAGAUCGCGCAGUGCGGCUGGCAGCUCGUUGAUGGGUGCGCGACGUGCCGCCUCGAUCUCACCCGUCAAACGAGCUGGCCUACUUUCGGCGGCGGCCGCGAAGAGUCACGAUCUAAUGUCUACAUCGCGAGUCAGCUCUAAGAUGUCCAAGAGCGUCGAGACUGUUCCUGUUCCUCUCGGUCAGCCGCUCGCAGACGUCGCGAUCCAAAUGGCCGAUCCGACUCGGCUGUCUAGCAAAGAGCUAGAAGCACUUGAGAUCGACCCCGACUUCUUCAGAGCACUGCCCGUAAACAUGCAACGUGACAUUGUAGUGGAGCAAAACAGCAUCAUGGAAUCCCGCCGAACGCGGUUCAAGGGAGCUCGACACGCUGAGGAGCGGACGCGCGCGCAACAGCGUAGGGAAACCGCGCUCAAAGCGGCUGGAGUGGGCUCAGCGCAGCUAGAUAGUGUCGUGAGACAAGGCAUGCUCGACUUGUCCAGUCUGGACUCCUUGCCCAACUUGAUUCGCGCCCAACGCAAUUCUGAAGCAUUGCCGAGCGUGAAAGGGUGCUCCACAAUCGAAGACGUCACGUGGCUGCUUGGAGAAUGGUUCAAUCGUCAAAAGGAAUCUGGACCUCGAGAAGGCGACGUCGCUCGAUUCCGAGCCUUUCUCAAAUCGUGCGUAGAAGAAGAUUCUUCCAUCGCUCACCAGCACCUCGAUUUGGAGAAGGCUGCUGGUGUGCUCAAAGCUUGGCGCAAAUUGCUCCUUCAAGCGAAUAUGCUCCCGGCCACAGCCCAGCAACAACAAUCCAACGCGGUCGACGGGCCAGACGAAGGCUCCGCUGCUGUGCUCUGGUGCGCAGCCUUCGAUGCGGCACGCAAGGAUGUCGACGAGCGCGUACGCAAACGCUUUGGCUUUGCUCUUUCCCUACAGUGA
This is a messenger RNA of Ceraceosorus bombacis, 4571 nucleotides long. The record is from the annotation of a GenBank genome assembly. Lineage: Eukaryota; Fungi; Basidiomycota; Exobasidiomycetes; Ceraceosorales; Ceraceosoraceae.